AUGGCCGUGAAAAGAUUUUUGCAGACAGGCGAAGAUCACUUUCACAGAUGCAUCGGACCAGGAAGCUCUGUGUUGCAGAGUCUGGCCUUCUUGACCUGCUGCAACUUGGCCGAGUAUAGAAAAGCCCAGUUGCUGCGUAGUCGCUUUGUCAUGAGCCUCCAUAAUAGCUUAAAGCUUCAAUAA
Aspergillus nidulans FGSC A4 is the source of this 183-nucleotide messenger RNA. RefSeq lists its product as uncharacterized. NCBI's taxonomy places the organism in Eukaryota, Fungi, Ascomycota, Eurotiomycetes, Eurotiales, Aspergillaceae. The transcript is spliced from 3 exons. The record is from RefSeq and is a predicted model, not a curated record. The coding region runs from base 1 to 183 and encodes 60 amino acids.